This is a messenger RNA of Pochonia chlamydosporia 170, 1614 nucleotides long. RefSeq lists its product as hypothetical. The transcript has 7 exons. Bases 1 to 1614 code for a protein of 537 amino acids. Gene Ontology annotation, cellular component: Golgi apparatus; membrane. Gene Ontology annotation, biological process: retrograde transport, endosome to Golgi. NCBI's taxonomy places the organism in Eukaryota, Fungi, Ascomycota, Sordariomycetes, Hypocreales, Clavicipitaceae. The record is from RefSeq and is a predicted model, not a curated record.
AUGAGGCUCUUCCUCGGGCUCCUGGCCUUGGCCAUGUCCUUCUGGACAGCCUGGGCCCAUGAAGUCGCCAUUGAUAAUUCAGAUGCCAAUCGCCAGUAUUGCUCUGGCAUGUACAGCCGGCAAACAUGGGGCGGGCCUGUCGACCCAUUUAUACUUGUCAAGUUUCUCAACUCGAGUAUACCUGAAGGCACCGAUCCCAUCGUGAGCUUGAUCAUCUUUCAGUGGCGAGACAAGAACUUUGUUGGCAUCCCCGAUCCCAACACCAAUGGAAGACAAUUGCCCAUUUGUACCGACGAAUUCGUUAAGUCAGGUCACUGCAACACAACUGACAUCGGCGAGUUCAUUAUUUCUCCUAAUGCCACCGAAAAGUCCAACGCUCUCAUCUUGACCAAGGCUAUCCACCUCAAGGAUCCUGCUCCAAUUCACUAUUCUCUCAAGAAAACAGGCUAUUAUUGCGUUGUGACCGAAGGCUACACUGUCGACAACUACAAGGCUGUUGUGGCGUUCCGAAACGCGUAUGGUGAACUGCAGGCAACCCAGAUCCCCAAACUCCCCUUCUACGGUGCCAUGUCUAUUAUCUAUGCGCUAAUGGCGGGAUACUGGGGGUUCCUUUACUACCAGCAUCGUCAUGAUAUCUUGGCGGUCCAAAACUAUAUAACAGCAAUUUUGGUCUUUUUGGUAGUGGAAAUGCUCAUUACUUGGGGCUAUUAUGAUUUUCAAAACAACGGGGGCUCGGGUGUGGCAUCCAAGGCUUUUUUGAUCAUAGUGGGCAUUCUCAAUGCUGCACGCAACUCAUUUUCAUUCUUCCUUUUGCUCAUCGUGUGCAUGGGUUAUGGUGUAGUUAAGCCAACCCUCGGCCGCACCAUGAUAUACGUGCGGUGGCUCGCAGCCGCUCACUUCGUCUUUGGCCUGGUCUAUUCCAUCACCAGUCUUAUCGUUUCACCCGAAAGUGCCGGUCCGUUUGUGCUGCUCAUCGUCUUACCCUUAGCCGGAACUCUUACAGCCUUUUAUGUGUGGACGCUUAACUCUCUCAACUUCACGCUUAAAGAUCUUCGAGAACGAAAGCAGCAUGUAAAGGAGGGCAUGUACAGGAAGCUUUGGUGGUCUAUCCUCAUUAGCAUCAUCGUUAUCUUUGCAUUCUUCUUCUUCACCAGCUUUACCUUCGCCUCCGUCAACGACCCUGACUUUGUUCCGAACCAUUGGAAGACUCGGUGGUUCAUAUUGGAUGGCUGGCUCAACAUCGUCUACUUUGCAGAUGUUGCCUUCAUUGCGUACGUAUGGCGUCCUACCGCCAAUAAUCGCCGCUUUGCCAUGAGUGACGAGAUUGCUCAAGAUGAUGAUGGAAACUUCGAAAUCGGGGAUAUUGGCGUCCCCGAUGAUUGGGAUGACGAUGAAGAGGCUGCUCACCCUGGCAAGCAUUCGCCGCAUCCACCGCCCGUUACAGGAAUCACGAGUUCUGCGUCGGCGCAGCCAAAUGGCCAUCAUCAGAACCCCACGCGAAGCAUUCCCAGGGAGUCCAUCGACGGGGAGACUAUCUUUGCGGUGGGCGAGGAUGGCGACAAAUUCUCAGAUGAUGGGAGUGACGAGGAAAAUACCAAGCUUGUAACAAAAUAA